Messenger RNA from Striga asiatica, 1941 nucleotides. The record is from the annotation of a GenBank genome assembly. Lineage: Eukaryota; Viridiplantae; Streptophyta; Magnoliopsida; Lamiales; Orobanchaceae.
ACAGCCUCUCAAAAGCUGUUAAUAACAUAAAUGCUCUAGCAUUCAACACAUUUGCAACAUCAAAACACUGUACUACAAGGGUACAAGCGCUUGAAGCAGCUCAAUCUUGGAAGGUACAAUGCUGGGAAGCAGCUGCAUUGUGGCUGUGUUGGUUUUGGGCUGGUUUUGUGAGGUGGGCUCGGCAAUGGCUAACCACACUCUCCAUGGACAGCACCCAAGCCCUGAGCUUGUGGCUCAGCAUGUUCUCAGGCAAGCUGACGCCUCGAUGUCGAGGCGUCGGUCGAUGCUCUCCGACCCCUCCUCCUCCUGCCUCACCGGCAACCCCAUCGACGACUGCUGGCGCUGUGACCCGAACUGGCAGCUCGACCGCCAGCGCCUCGCCGACUGCGCAAUCGGCUUCGGCCAGUACGCGCUCGGCGGCAAAGGCGGCCGCUACUACGUCGUGACCGACUCCUCCGACCUCGACGCCGUCAACCCCAAACCGGGCACCCUCCGCCACGCGGUCAUCCAGUCGGAGCCCCUCUGGAUCGUCUUCGCCGCCAACAUGCUCAUCCAACUCAAGGAGGAGCUCAUCCUCAACUCCUACAAGACCAUCGACGGCCGCGGGGCCCACGUCCACAUUACCGGCGGCGGCUGCAUCACCGUGCAAUACGUGAGCAACGUCAUCAUCCACAACGUGCACGUCCACCAUUGCUACUCGACGGGCGACACGAACGUCCGGUCGAGCCCCACGCACUUCGGCUAUCGGUCGAAGUCGGACGGCGACGGGAUCUCCGUGUUCGGGUCGCGAGACGUGUGGAUCGACCACUGCACGCUCUCGCACUGCAAGGACGGGCUAGUCGACAUCGUGAUGGGGUCCACGGGGAUCACGGUUUCCAACAACUUGUUCUCGCACCACAACGAGGUGAUGCUACUCGGGCAUAGCGACGACUACUUGCCGGAUUCCGGCAUGCAAGUCACCAUCGCUUUCAACCAUUUCGGAAAGAAGUUGAUACAGAGGAUGCCGAGGUGUAGGAGGGGUUACAUACACGUCGUCAACAACGAUUUUACGCAGUGGGAAAUGUACGCGAUCGGAGGAAGCGGAAAUCCGACCAUUAAUAGCCAGGGGAAUCGCUACAUUGCGCCGUACGACCGAAACGCGAAGGAGGUGACGAAGAGGGUCGAAACAUCGGAGGACCAAUGGAGGGAUUGGAAUUGGAGGAGCGAAGGCGAUGUGAUGGUUAAUGGAGCCUACUUUGUGGCUUCUGGUCAAGGUGUUGAGGUCAAGUACGAAAAGGCUUAUAGCGUCGAGCCCAAAUCCGCCGCGUAUAUUGACCAAAUUACCCUCAAUGCCGGCGUUCUCGGCAGCAGGGGUAAGAAUAUGGGAAAAUGGACAUCGGGAAGUAACGGGUCGGGUGGGAUUUCGGGUGUGGAUUCGGGCAUAUUCGACGACUAUGAAGACGAUUAUGCCGGGAGUUGGAGGAUCUGCUCUCAUGAUUCGACUUUCUUGACUUUCCUAACAGUAGCCUCAUUGUUGUUUUUGUUGAAGCUGUGAGUUGGGACAUGUUAUCAGAAAAUUGUGUUUUAAUGUCCUUAAUGUAGCUUGUUUAACUUUGGUCAGUUUUUACAUCAGGAAAAAGAUUGAUGUAACUGGAUUUUUGAUUAAUUUCAGGCGGAGGAAAAAAAAAAAAGGAAGUAUUUCGGGUCAGGCUAAACAAUUGGCCCAUUGGGUGCCCUUUUGAAGCUAAGUCUUUGGGUACUUUCUCUUGUUUUUUAGUUCAGAAAAGGGUUUCAAUCAUGUGGAGCAUUUCAAUUUACUGGUGAUUAUAGUUUUUAUCAUAGAUCAACACACGCCGUUAUGUGUAUGUUUGUUGAACCAACGGUAAAAAAUUCAGUGACUGCAAUGCAGUUGCUGGUAAAAUCGUUUUUAACUAUUUUUCAAUUCUAACUUUUCAACCUUUU